Messenger RNA from Phragmites australis (common reed), 2412 nucleotides. RefSeq names its product receptor-like cytosolic serine/threonine-protein kinase RBK1. The record is from RefSeq and is a predicted model, not a curated record. The transcript is spliced from 9 exons. Gene Ontology annotation, biological process: protein phosphorylation. Gene Ontology annotation, molecular function: protein kinase activity; ATP binding. Lineage: Eukaryota; Viridiplantae; Streptophyta; Magnoliopsida; Poales; Poaceae. The coding region runs from base 510 to 2204 and encodes 564 amino acids.
AUUCCAUUAUUACAAGGUUUUCCCAAUAUUUUUCUCUCUCUUCUUGGUUUGUAGGUCCCCUACAGGUCUAAAGGGGUCACUACAUAAAGUUGCAGUACUAGCAGGUAGCAGACCUCAGUGCUCAUUGCCCAGUCUCUCCCCCUCUCUCUCUCGACCUGCCUCUAUGUUCUCUUCUUUUGAGAGAAGCGAAGAAUAGCCGCAAGCCUGCGGCACAAAGAAAGCGCAGCAAGUUUUCAAAAGAACCCGCCACCCCCUCUAGCUCCUAGCCGUGAGCCGUCCCCUCAAUCCUCUCUCUCAUAUUUAUUUCUUGUUUGCCCCUCCAUCCUCCAUUUUCUUGGUUGCCGUGCGAGUUCCAAGUACUGCUGUCUCCCUUUGCGCUCGCUUGCUUCUUCGUUUCUGGUUCAGUAGGUAGUGUUGUUCCAAUGCAAGAAAGCAUCAGGAGGAACUGUCCUGGAUGAGUUUGAUUGCCCUUGAAAGCGAAGUUGUUGUAGGAAGAAGGAAGAGGAUAUAUGGCUCCCAAGGAAGAGGCAGGUGAAGAAGAGAGGCCGAAGGAUCUUCUUGGAUCUUCAGAUAAGGAAGCAGAGGACCAAGAGAAUACUAAGAGGGACUCCGAUGAAACGACCAAUGAGGAUUGUGACAACGGUGGGUCCGUAAUUGAAGCCACGGUAUCGAGUGAUGAUCUCAAUGAUAGGUAUGGCAGUGACAGCAACAGCCAAUUUGCUGAAUCUGAAGGUGCUUGCAAAGAACUGCCAGAAAUGGGCUCCAAGAGCAGUAACGGCGACAACAGUGAGUGCGCCGAUGAAGUGCCUGAAAUGGGCUCCAAGAGCAGUAGCGGUGACAACAGUGAGUGCGCCGAUGAAAUGCCUGAAAUGGGCUCCAAGAGCAGUAGCGGUGACAACAGUGAGUGCGUCGAUCGGAGCUCUCCCCGUGCCGUGCUAGAUAUCUCAGUAUCUGAUAGUGUGGACUCUGAUGACAGCUCCUCAGUUGAGCAGUCAGCAGAGUCAAACCACAAUGUGAAGUGGAGGGAUCUGAUCAGGGGGUUAAUACUUAGGAGAAAGAAGUCCAUGGCUAGAGCAGUGACAUUCCCUCAGAGAUCCAAGAGUAGAGGGCUUCAAGGGUAUCUCGAGAGGAUCCGGAGCGGUAAGAACCAAAUGGACUGUAGUGCCAUUGCUCCAGAGAUCCUUCCUGAGAUCGGGAAGUGGAGACCAUCAUGGAGAAGCUUUGACUACGAUGAGCUUUGUGCUGCAACUGACAGAUUCAGUUCAGAAAAUUUGAUCGGGAAGGGAGGGCAUGCUGAGGUGUACAAAGGACAGCUUGCUGAUGGACAGUUUGUUGCAGUGAAGAGGUUAACAAAAGGCGGUAACAAAGAGGACAGGAUUAGCGAUUUCCUAUCUGAGCUUGGAAUAAUAGCCCAUGUUAACCACCCUAACGCAGCGCAGCUUUUGGGGUUUAGUGUGGAAGGGGGCUUGCAUUUGGUUCUUCAGUUCUCGCCUCAUGGAAGCCUGGCUUCAGUUCUUCAUGGUACAAAGGAACCCCUGAAGUGGAAAGUCAGGUUCGACAUUGCACUUGGAAUCGCUGAAGGGCUGCUUUAUCUUCAUGAAGGCUGCCAUCGCCGCAUAAUUCACAGAGACAUUAAGGCUUCUAAUAUCCUUUUAACUGAAGACUACCAACCUCAGAUAUCAGAUUUUGGGCUUGCAAAAUGGCUUCCUGACAAAUUGACCCAUCAUGUUGUGUUUCCCAUUGAAGGCACAUUCGGGUAUAUGGCCCCGGAAUACUUCAUGCAUGGGAUCAUAAAUGAGAAGACUGAUGUGUUCGCAUAUGGAGUUUUGCUUCUUGAGUUAGUUACUGGGCGGAAAGCGGUGGACUCCUCCAGACAGAGCCUAGUGAUAUGGGCGAAACCUCUGCUUGACUCAAACAACGUAAAAGAGCUGGUGGAUCCUUCCCUUGGCAAUGAAUAUGACCCAGAAGAGCUAGUGUACACCCUAGCAGUGGCAUCCAUGUGCAUUCACCACAGCUCAAGCUCCCGGCCCAGUAUGAAAUCGGUGGUAUGUUUCUUGAAGGGAGACAGGGAGUCACUUGAAUUGGUGACAAGGCCUAAAAUCGUUAAGCCGCUUAUGUUUGACUCCUGUGAUUCAGAAGAUUACACGCGCUCAAGUUACCUCCAUGAUCUAGACCGGCACAAGCAGCUUGCAUUGGAGCAGUGAGAUUUGAAUUGAUUUUGGACAGAUUUGCCAUAAUUUUGUACAUCGCCACUAUCUAGCUACAUUGUGAUCCUCCCGCUUUCCAAAGAGGUUUAAAGAUUGUAUGGAUUGAUGUGAGGGAUCAGUCAUCAUUUCGUUUACUUGCUUGUUGCUGAUCUAUGGUGUGAUUUUGCCCGAAGUUUUAAUGCAUGUUGUGGCCCUGUGAUCUGUA